AUCAAUAGUGGUAUAAAUAACAAUACUAACAAUAAUAAUAGUAUUAUAAAUAAUAAUAAUUUAAAUAAUAAUAAUAAUAAUAAUAAUAAUUUUAAUAAUAAUAAUAAUAAUAUUAAUAAAAAUAAUAUUAUUGAAGAACCGCUACAAAAAAAUAUUCAACUUCCAAAUAAUAAUAUUAUUAAUAAUAAAGAUAAAAAUAAAAGUUUAUCAAGUUCCAUUAAAACUUUAAAAAGAUUAUUUAAUUCAAAAUCAAAUAGUAUUAAACAAACACAAUCAUUACCGACAUCAUUAAAUACAUCACCAACAAUUAUUGGUGGUAGUGGCUCAACAAAGGAUUCAGCAAGUGCAACAUCCUCAUCUUUAAAUAACAGUAGUGGUAGUAUAGGUAGUACACCAUUGGUAUCAGUUACUGACAUUAGUGAUUCAUCAUCCGUCGAUAGUUUUGAUUUAUCAGCUGACGAACAAUAUUUAGGUGGAAGUAUAGGUAGAGGUGCAACUAAAAAGAAAUCAAAUAGAUUAAGUGGUACUAUUUUUUUCUCUAAAAUGGGCAAUCAACAAGUUAAAGGUAUUAAAGGUGGUAGCAAUACUAUUAGUGGCGGUCUAGCUCAAAAAAAAUCUUCAAGCUCUUUAAAUAUAACAAACUCUACAGAAUUAAAUAAUUUUUUUAUGAGUACCGAUAGUAGUUUAAAUAAUUCACCAAUACAAAGUUCAAAUAAUAGCCAUAGUAAUACACCAAAUAAUCAAAGUUUAAAUAAUAUAUCUAAUGAAAAUAGUAAUAGUAAUAUGUAUUAUUUAAAUAAUACAAAUAGUCCACAACAACAACAACCACAACAUAAUAAUAAUCAUGAUGAACAAAAAAUACAUUAUAAUCAAAAUUUAUUAAUUUUUAAUAGUAUACCAAAUAUAACAAAUAUAACAAAUAGAGAAUAUCGUAAAACCCCUCCUCCAAAUUUAAUGUUAUAUUUAAAAAAUAGUUUUUCACAAUUACCAACAAACACAAACUCAUCACACUAUCGCUUAUCAUCAAACCUAACCUCAUCCACAAGUCUCUCAUCCUCAACUGCUCUAAUGUUAUCAAACCAAAGUAAUAAUCAUAAUAGUAAUCUAUUAUCAUCAUCACCCUCACAAAUGAAUGGAAACAACUCCACACCAACACAGCAAAUGCAACCACUAUAUAGAUCAUUCUCUGAUAACUGUUUAUCAACAAAGCAACAUGAUAACAACUAUAGCCAUUCAUUACAAUCCUCACUAGAUGACAGCAAUAACAAUAGUAAUAAUAUAAAUAUUGACUAUGAUUUCAUUUAUAGAAGAUUUUUAAGAAGCAGAAGUGAAGUUACCAUACCAUCUUGGGAAUACUCUUCUUAUGAUGGUGAAUUUGUAAAUGAAAUUGAAGAAACUAUUUCAAGAAUUACUCAUCAAAAUAAUCUAAAUAGUAGUAAUAAUUUAAUUCUUAAUAAUAAUAACAAUAAUAACAAUACACCAAAUAUCAAUAACUCUGUGACCACCUCAACAUUAAAUAAUAACCAAAUUAAAAAUGAUGAUGAAAAUCAAAUUGAGGGUAUUAAAUUUAAUCAAAAUGGCGAAAUCGAAUCUGGGCAAUUAGAUAAAAUCAUUGAUAUUUUAACCGAUAUUCAAAGAGUUAUGGAUACGCAAACAUUGGAUGUAUUUUUAUACACAUACCACUAUUACAUACCAUCAAAAGACUUAUUAAGUGACCUUAAACACAGAUUCAAUAAUCCUUCAGAAUUUGCCAAGAUUGAUAAAGAUAGCAGUGGUAAAGAAGAUCAGUUUAAUAACUAUUUUUGUUUGCGUAUUAUAAACAUAAUAAAGAAAUGGAUAGAUCAACAUGGCCAUGUAUUUAUAACAAAUGGUGAACUAUAUCAAAAUUUAAUAGAUUUCAUCGAUACUGAUGUAAUGACAUUCAGCUCUCGUUGGGGCCUUUUCCUUAGACAAAGCAUUCACGAAAGUAGUAGUAUUCUUCGUUUUUUAAGCUUAACAAAUAAUAAGGGAAAUGCCAAAACCAUCAAAGAUAUUGUACCAUUAGAUAACUUGGUUUCCAUUUCGAAACUAUUAUCAAUCUCUUUAGCACUAAAGGAAAAAAAGAGAGGAAAUAUUUUGGUUGAUAGCUCAUUCACUGGUAGCGAUGCUGUAGAUUGGUUAGAAUCAACAUUUUCAAUUUCAAGAGAUGAAUGUAAAGAAAUACUUUCAAAACUUUUACAAAAUCAAUUUAUCCUUCAUCCCUCUAAAAAAAUUGAAAAAGAUAAUAGCAAUCACACAAGUACUGGUAAUAUAACAUCGUCAUCAACUGCAUCUACCGCCAAAACUUCAAAAAAUAGUAAUGCUAAUAGUGUAAAUAAAGCAUCAGCAACUUCAAAUAGCUAUAACUACAAUGGUGCAAGUGAAAAUGAAUCCCCAAACAGUUUAUCACCAACUGCCCAAACACCCUCCAAUAACUCACCAAGUCAAUCACCCAACUUAUCUUACUCGACACCAUCAUAUCUAUCCUCAUUUGAGCAUAUUCAACACUAUCAAAUCCAACACUCUGUCUCAAACCUAUCAUUUGGUUCAUCUUCAUCCUCUUCAUCCUCCUCAUCAUCAUUAAUAACAACAGCAUCAACAAAUAAUGAAUCAGAAUUAAAUGAAAAUAUUGUAAAUAAUGUAGAUAAUAAUCAUGAAAAUAAUAACACCAAAACUAAUAAUAAUAUUAUAGACACUGCUACUACAACUGCUACUAACACAACUACUACAACAACCAAUAACCCACCAACUAAUGCAUCACAAGUCAAAGAAAAAAGGCUAAAGUUUAAAGAUAAAUCUACCACUAUCUAUCAUUUCCCAUACAAUAACAAUAACUAUCCAGAACCUAUUCUAUCAAAAUCACCCAAUAUAACAUUAUUUUUAGAUAUUCAUCCAGUAGAAGUUGCAAGACAACUAACACUUAUCGACUAUCAAUUAUUCAAGAAGCUUUCACCAACUGACUUUUAUCGUACAGCUUGGAGCAAAUCAGACUCAAAAGAAAAAGUACCCCAUAUUAUUGCCUUUAUAAGUCGUUCCAAUUCUGUUAGUUAUUGGGUUGCUACUGAAAUCUUAUCAUCAAAUAACAUUAAACAUCGUGCAUGUGUAUUAAAACGUUUUAUUGUUGUGGCUGACGUCCUUAGAAAAAUUAGAAACUAUAAUACUUUAACAGGGGUUUUAAUGGGUUUAAAUUUAGGUAGUAUUCAACGUUUAAAGAGAACAUGGGAAUGUGUAGAUAAAAAAUUCCUCGAUCUUUUCCAACAACUAAACAACUUAAUUAAUGACCGUAUGAACUACUCCAACUAUAGAAAAAUUACAUCAUCCCCAAUUUAUCCAUCAUUACCAUUCGUUGCGGUAUAUUUAAGAGAUUUAACCUAUAUUGAAGAAGUACCAAGUGUAUUAGAAAAUGGUUAUAUAAAUUUCGAAAAGAUGAGAAUGAUAACUAAAAUUCUAUUGGAAAUUAAAAAAUUCCAAACUGAAGAAUAUGGGUUAAAGAAAAUCGAUCAAAUUGAAAAUCUAUUUAAAACAAGUGUAGUUUUAACAGAUAAAGAUUUAUAUAAAGCCUCAAAUAUGUGUGAACAACCUCAAAGAACAACUUCAGCCCAAAAUGGUCUUAAAUUUAAUACCUUAUCAACAACAAAUAGCAAUAACGAAAAAUUAGAAAGAAAAAAAACAUUUUUCUCAUUAACCAGCAGCGCCAGUAAAUAAUAAUAUUUGUAUAAAAUCUGUAAUCUUUUUUUUAAAAAUAAUUUAUUUAUAAAUAAAUUUAAAAAAUGUAAAUAUAACAUCUAUUGUUUGUAAUAAUGUAACGUUC
Molecule: messenger RNA, 3829 nt
Organism: Dictyostelium purpureum
Lineage: Eukaryota; Evosea; Eumycetozoa; Dictyosteliales; Dictyosteliaceae
Exons: 2
Coding region: 544-3723 (1059 amino acids)
Biological process (GO): Ras protein signal transduction; positive regulation of GTPase activity
Cellular component (GO): plasma membrane
Molecular function (GO): guanyl-nucleotide exchange factor activity
Source: RefSeq, a predicted model, not a curated record